This is a messenger RNA of Drosophila santomea, 1585 nucleotides long. It is a transcript of the gene Cyp313a1, whose product is annotated as probable cytochrome P450 313a1. Gene Ontology annotation, molecular function: iron ion binding; monooxygenase activity; heme binding. The record is from RefSeq and is a predicted model, not a curated record. The transcript has 7 exons. NCBI's taxonomy places the organism in Eukaryota, Metazoa, Arthropoda, Insecta, Diptera, Drosophilidae. The coding region runs from base 53 to 1531 and encodes 492 amino acids.
UCAAGAAAACGAGUCUAUAGCGAACAUAUUUCCUCAAAGUGAGAGUGUUAGUAUGCUAACGAUCAACUUAUUACUGGCGGCCGGAGCUCUUUUUUGGAUAUAUUUCUUAUGGAGUCGCCGAAGGCUGUAUUUGCUUAUGCUAAGGAUGCCCGGACCCAUAGGGCUGCCCAUUCUUGGUAGUUCCCUCGAAAAUAUCAUCACCUAUAAACGUAAACUAAGCUUUCGAACAAAGUAUUUGAAUAAGUACGGCUCGACCAUUUUGACGUGGAUGGGUCCGGUGCCAUUUAUAGUGACACGCGAUCCGAAGAUUGUGGAGGAUAUCUUCUCGUCCCCUGAUUGCCACAAUAAGAGCCAGCAUAUUGUGAAUGCGAUAACUUCCUGCAUGGGAAAUGGAUUGUUGGGGAAACAAGAUCCCGAUUGGAUUGAUAGGCGCAAACACUUUAAUCCGGCGUUCAAACACGAUCUUCUGCUUAGCUUCUUUCACAUUUUCGACACCGAGACAAAAAUUCUAAUGAAUGUUCUGGAUACUUAUGUCAACCAGGGUGAAACAGAUGUGGUUCCAGAGAUGCUCAAAUGGUCCUUCAGAAUAGCUGCUCAAACCACAAUGGGUUCUGAGGUUCAGCAUGAUGAACACUUCAAAAAUGGCAGCCUAGUGGAAUGCUUCGAAUCGCUAAUAUCGCAUUCCACUCUCAAUAUAUUGAUGCCCUUGGUUCAAAACAAAAUAAUUUCGAAACUAUGCAGCUAUGAUAAACUACGAGCUGAUAACUUUUCUAGAAUUCAAAAAAUGUUGGACAACGUGGUUAAUAAAAAGGUCACCCUGUCGCCAGAGAGCGAUUCAGAUCCCGAAAUGAACAUUGUGAUAAAUCGGGCAAUGGAGUUAUACCGCAAGGGCGAUAUUUCCUAUAUGGACGUGAAGAGUGAAUGUUGUAUUAUGAUUGCCGCCGGUUAUGAUACAUCAGCUCUUACAGUGUACCACACUCUCUUUCUCCUGGCCAAUCAUCCUAAACACCAGGAUGUGGUUUUUGAGGAGCUUUGUGCUGCCUUCCCAGAGACCGGAAACUUUGAAAUAACAUACCCGGAUAUACAAAAGCUGGAUUAUUUGGAGCGCGUGAUAAAGGAGACCCUACGCCUAAUUCCUGCCAUUCCCAUAACAGCAAGGGAAACGAAGAAUGAUGUUCGUCUCUCGAAUGGAGUUCUCAUUCCCAAAGGAGUGGUCAUCGGCAUCGACAUGUUUCACACUCACAGAAAUCCCGAAGUCUGGGGCCCAGAAGCAGACAAAUUUAACCCCGAUAAUUUCUUGGCGGAAAACAUGGAGCUCAGGCACCCAUAUGCCUACAUUCCAUUUGCGAGAGGAAAGAGAAAUUGCAUUGGGUCAAAAUAUGCGAUGAUGUCUUCAAAGUUCGCUCUAUGCAGAAUACUCAGGAACUACAGGAUUAGCACCAGGUUUCUCUACAAGGAUCUGGUGUAUGUGGACAACAUGACCAUGAAACUGGCUGAGUAUCCUUUACUUAAACUUCAGCGACGCACUUAGGUUUCUAUUCCUAUUGCUUCCACAAAAUAAAAUAAAUAAUAAUAAUUAAAUAAA